AUGGUACGGCCGGAACCAACGGCCUCGCCGCCGGUGGAGACCAUCCACCUGACGCCGUGGGAUCUCAAGUCUAUCACCGUGGAGAACAUCCAGAAGGGCAUCCUCCUGCCCAAGCCUCCCACCACCGGAGGCAAGGGGCUCAACAACGUCGACGUGGAGUGUCUAGCUUCGUCCUUUCAGCGAGCCCUUGGCCACUUCUACCCUUAUGCCGGACGCCUCGCCGUGGCCGUCCCGCCGGCUAGCAACGGCGGAGCAUCGUCGCCUCAGAACCAGAGCCUCACCAUUUCGCUCCGCUGCGGCGGCGAGGGCGCCGAGUUCGUCCACGCCGUGGCUCCCGGCGUCACCGUCUCGGACAUCAGCGCCUCGCUCGUCGUUCCUCGGGUGGUCUGGUCCUUCUUCCCGCUCGACAUGCUGCUGGGUUCGGACGCCAUUGAGGGCUCGCGCCCGCUCCUGGUUGCGCAGGUCACCGAGCUCGCCGACGGCGUCUUCAUCGCCAUGUCAAUGAACCACGGCGUCGCCGACGGUACGACAUUCUGGCAAUUCUUCAAUACCUGGUCCGAGCUAAGUCGUGCCGCCGUCGCUGGCAACGAUGUUAUGAUCUCCUCGCCGUUGCCGGUGUUCGACAGGAGUUUCCUGGGCAGCUGCACCGUCCCCAUCCCUCUGCCCUUCGGCAACCUGGAGGAUGUCGUCGGCAUUCGACAUGUGUUCCCGCCCGUGCAGGAAUGCUUCCUCAAUUUCUCCGCGGCGAGCGUAAAGAAUCUCAAGGCGCAGGCGAACGCCGAGAUGUCCGGCUCCGGCUGCACCCUUGGCACAAUCUCCUCGCUGCAGGCGCUGCUCGCGCACCUGUGGCGUGCCGUGUGCCGAGCCCGGCGACUCGCAUCGCACCAGAAAACGACGUACACUGUCCUUGUGGGAUGCCGUGGCCGCGUCGUCGGCAUACCGGCAGCCUACGCGGGCAACGCGGUGGAGCACGCCACCGCCAAGUCCACCGCCGGCGACAUCCUGGACAGGGGCCUUGGCCGGGCGGCAUGGCUCCUGAACAGGGCCGUGGCGUCGUUCGACAUGGCAUACGCGAGCAACAAGCUCGCGUCCUGGCCUCGGGAGCCUAGCUUCACGCGCCUGCCCGCGCUCGUGGCUGCCGCUCCCACGGGGACGCUGACAGGGAGCUCGCCGCGGUUCGACGUGUAUGGGAACGACUUCGGGUGGGGCGCGCCGGUGACCGUUCGGAGCGGCGCCGGGAACAAGUUUGAUGGGAAGGCGACCGUGUACGAGGGUCGAGGUGGCGGAGGGAGCAUUGCGCUGGAGGUGUGCCUCGUUCCGGAGGCGCUCGCCAGGCUCGUCACCGACGAGGAGUUCAUGGGUGCAACCACCACUGAUUCAUACUGA
Messenger RNA from Triticum turgidum subsp. durum (durum wheat), 1386 nucleotides. The record is from the annotation of a GenBank genome assembly. Lineage: Eukaryota; Viridiplantae; Streptophyta; Magnoliopsida; Poales; Poaceae.